UAGAUCAAAAUUCGUUCACUCGAAAAGGCUACUAAAGAAUCGCCCGGCGCGAUAUCGAACACACUCGACCUUCGGAAAUUUCGCGCACCUUGCGAGGCGAGAUAUCGUGCAGGGUGCAGGGUGCAGGGUGCAGGGGAGAGAGAGCAUCGGUGGCAGGGAUAAGCGCGAAAACAGCGGAGAGCGGAGAAAGUGUGGAGUCACACAGUUUUGUUUUGUUAUGAUUCGUGUCGCAAUCGACGGCGUAGAGUGUCUAUAUCGCCAACGAAAGGGAGAGGGCGGACAAGAGCGGGCAGGAAAAGCGCGAUCUCGAUCGUUCCGACCGGGAUCCUAGAUGAGAGUGUCUACGCGACGAUUCUGCAAAUCGCGAUACGAUGCGAUAGCUUUCACCGAGGAACGCUCGUCGAGGUGGUCGGCGUCAAGGUGGUGGAUUCCGUUCGCGAAUACGGGGAGAAACCUAACAGCGGCAGGUGGGCGAGCGUCGCUCCGUGGGUCACCUGCAGUAUGCUCAGGGUGUACGACAGGCGGAUAUUAUGGCUGCAGGUGAGGCCAGCACGGCGAAGCCUCGUCAAGAGAAACAGUACGACUAUCUGCUCAAGUUUCUCUUGGUGGGCGACAGCGAUGUCGGCAAGCAGGAGAUCUUGAGCGGCCUCGAGGACGGCGCCGCGGAGUCGCCGUUCUGCAGUGGCAGCGCUUACAAAACUACCACUAUUCUACUGGAUGGGAAACGAGUAAAGCUGCAGCUAUGGGAUACAUCAGGCCAAGGUAGAUUCUGCACAAUCAUUCGGUCUUACUCUAGAGGUGCUCAGGGUAUACUCUUGGUGUACGAUAUUACCAACAAAUGGUCCUUUGAUGGCAUCGAUAGGUGGCUGAAAGAAGUGGAAGAGCAUGCGCCUGGAGUACCAAAAGUAUUGGUUGGCAAUCGUCUACACUUGGCUUUCAAGAGACAAGUGGGGGAACGAGAUGCAGAGACUUACGCAGCUAAAAAUCGAAUGGCAUUUUUCGAAGUCUCGCCUCUCUGCGACUUCAAUAUUCGCGAAAGCUUCUCAGAACUCUCUCGCAUGGCGUUGCAUAGGAAUGGCAUGGAAAGAUUAUGGCGAUCGAAUAAAGUGCUCAGCCUGCAAGAAUUGGCAUGUCGCGCGAUAGUGGCUCGAACAACGGUUUACGGUAUCGACCAAUUACCGUUGCCCAAGUCGAUCAAGUCGCACUUGAAGUCGUACGCGAUGACAACCACGACCCAGUUACGUUAUAACGGCAACCGUUCGUCAAGUUCCAGCAAGAGUCUGGGAUCGCAUCAUCGGAAGCUGCGCUUCGUCGGGGUGGGUCACAACAACGGAUUGUCGACGCCCGGCAGUUCGCCCGGCAGCAUUACCGAUUCUCGUACAAGUUGCGUCGGUCGCAAUUCCUGCACAGUGUCUUGAAAAUGAAAGAGAGGGAAGAAAUCAGGAUAGAGCGGUUACUUACAAAACGACACUCAGCACAAUCGGGCCUUCUUCCUUCACUCCCCCGUUCUAUCGAGAAUACAAACGCUCGUUUUGCGAUUAUUUCAUACUUGAUAGUGAUUACUGUUAGAUUACUACGAGAGGCAGUAUAAAUAUAUACAAUUAUCCAAUUUGUCACUUGCCAAUGAUCACUUUGGACGGAUACUCUUGUUGCGUUUAUUACGAGACACGUUUCGUAUCAUAUAUAUUUUCACAUUCGCAAACAAAUUAUUCGCAUGCACAAAUGAUUACAAUGAACAGUUUACGAGCUUAAGAGAGGCAAACUAUCAUAUACCCGUGCCAUUCGCGAGAUAAAGAAAGAGAAAAACGUUACGGUAUACAAGCAGGGAAAGAAAUCCUUAAAUGUUAUUAUUAAGUAUAUCAUAUUACACGGUAUUACAUCGAUCAGAACUCGUACGGAUUUCCCUAUCGCGAAAGAGAACGCAUUAGGAAAUUACAAAGUAAAAAAUAUAUACAUCCGAUAUAUCAACCGAUAUACAUUAUGCGAUUCGCGCGAGUGUGCCUAUAUUUUUAAAUCUAUAUAUAAGUCGCUUUGUUUUUUUUUUUUUUGGCCGUUGUUGGAAAAGUAACCCCCUCCUCCUUCUCCACAAACGUAUCUCUCUGUGCAAAAUAUUCUUUCUUUGAUCAUAAGCUUAUAAAAACGGAGAGUAAUGAAUUGAAAAAAAGUACAAGUUUGCUAAGUCUACAGUGGUUGUGGUGUAGACUAAUGAUGAUAGUGUAAGCAUAGAAUGUUUAGAGCAGCUAACUCGAGAUAUAUUAGCAAUAUAUAUAUAUAUAUAUAUAUAUGAUAAAUAUAGGUAUAUAUAUUUUCACUUGCUUGUAUCCUCGUGGAAAUCUUUUUAUCGGAAACUACCGAUCACCGACCGUGGAAGAGCAUAUAUUUUUUAAGGAGACGGUUUUACAAAGAGCAAUAAAAUUAGCUCUUUCUACGGCACGACUUUUUACAUUAUAUUACAUCGAUCGCGAUCGGAUAAUUUCCUCAGUGUUUUAUUUCGCUCGUGUAAAUUUUAAAAUGCGCAAAGUGGUAUUUUUUUCCACGUUUAACGAAACGCCCCGAAGUAUGUUAUUUAAAAGUAUUGUCUUAUUUAAUUUCACCUAAAUAUAAAUUUACUUGUACAGUGUAAGAUUGCAGGAGAUGCGUUUGUGUGUAUUGUAUAGAUAGAUAGAACACACUCGAUCUCUAACGAUAUAUAUCUGUAACAAAUUGCUCGAUGCCAGGAAAGCACAUGAGAUGUAUUUAUAUUACGUUAGAUUUAACUAAAUUAUAUUAUGUGUAUAUAUAAAUAGAACUCUAUUAUAUUAUAUUGUUUUAUAUGAACAUAACACACAAUGUGCUUACUUGUCUGUGAGAUGUAAUUGAAUAAACUUAACUUGUCAUUAUACACAUUAUGCAAUGCAUGUAAUCAGUAUGUAAAAAUUUCAAACGGAUUUCCUACUUUAAACCAAAUCUUCCUUAAUAAAUGGUUCACAU
Formica exsecta is the source of this 2970-nucleotide messenger RNA. RefSeq names its product ras-related protein Rab-40C (gene Rab40). Gene Ontology annotation, cellular component: endosome; synaptic vesicle; plasma membrane. The record is from RefSeq and is a predicted model, not a curated record. NCBI's taxonomy places the organism in Eukaryota, Metazoa, Arthropoda, Insecta, Hymenoptera, Formicidae. Gene Ontology annotation, biological process: intracellular signal transduction; protein localization to plasma membrane. Gene Ontology annotation, molecular function: GTP binding; GTPase activity. The coding region runs from base 531 to 1418 and encodes 295 amino acids. The transcript is spliced from 4 exons.